This is a messenger RNA of Gekko japonicus, 845 nucleotides long. It is a transcript of the gene MIS18A, whose product is annotated as MIS18 kinetochore protein A. The record is from RefSeq and is a predicted model, not a curated record. Gene Ontology annotation, cellular component: nucleus; chromatin; chromosome, centromeric region. The coding region runs from base 31 to 609 and encodes 192 amino acids. NCBI's taxonomy places the organism in Eukaryota, Metazoa, Chordata, Lepidosauria, Squamata, Gekkonidae. The transcript is spliced from 5 exons. Gene Ontology annotation, biological process: chromosome segregation; CENP-A containing chromatin assembly.
GGAGGCGAAGGGCGGGUUUUUUGAACGGCGAUGGCGAGGUUGCUACCGCCGCGCUCUGUAGAACAGGCCUCCUUGUCUGUGAUACCAUCUCCGGGUAGCGAAGACCAAGAAGACACAAUGAAGGCGGUGGCCGGGGAAGAGCAACAGCCGAUGGUGUUCUUGUGCGCGGGCUGUAAGCGGGCGGUGGGAGACACGCUGGACUGGGAGGCCAACGACGAAAACACCAGAUGUCUCCUCCUCAGGAGUGUUUCUCCUACUGUCACUGUGGACAAAGAGCAAAAGCUUUCAAGCUGGCCAGAAGAGCGUGGCUGUAUGCUUGAAACUUUAAUUUGUUCUGGAUGCAAAAUGACACUUGGAAGCAUUUACAGAUGCACCCCAAGACAUCUGGAUUAUAAACGAGAUUUGUAUUGUUUGAAUAUUGACUGCCUUGAAAGUUAUACCCUAGGAAGUGCAAGAAAAAAAGCUGAUGUGGAUAAAGAGCCUCUUACCCUUGGAAAUCAAGCCAUUUUGGAAGAAUCCCUAGAAAGGGCAGAAACAACACUGAAGGCACUGGAGCACCGAUUAUCUCUAGUUGAAUCAGGUUUUGCAUCUCUUCCCAAUAAUGGCUGAAACAAAUUAUAGUGAUUGCUGUUAGUCAAUAUAGAUGCAUAAGUGUGCCCAUUGAAAAAGUUUCAGUCUUCCGAAAACUGAAAAUGCUGAUUUGUGCAUAAGGAGCGGGCUUCUGUAGAAGAGACUCUUUGGAAAUUCUCUGUAAAGCAGUUCAGAAGAAGUAUGUGUGUUAUUGCAAACCUUGCUAUUGCUAUUUGUCCUGGUUAUCCUCCUCCCAAAUAGAAACUUUCAGGCAU